Hevea brasiliensis (rubber tree) is the source of this 2280-nucleotide messenger RNA. RefSeq lists its product as uncharacterized. The transcript is spliced from 9 exons. Gene Ontology annotation, molecular function: DNA binding. Bases 1 to 2280 code for a protein of 759 amino acids. Lineage: Eukaryota; Viridiplantae; Streptophyta; Magnoliopsida; Malpighiales; Euphorbiaceae. Gene Ontology annotation, biological process: phosphorelay signal transduction system; cytokinin-activated signaling pathway. The record is from RefSeq and is a predicted model, not a curated record.
AUGUUGUCUUUCAAGUCUCCCAAUCUUGAAAAUAUGAGCAAUGGAAGAAUUGCAUCCACUCAAUCUCUUUUGAAAGCCCAAAUUUUGGUUGUUGAUGAUGACUCUACAUCUCUUGCUAUUGUCUCUUCAAUGCUUAAAAAAUGCAAACUUUCAAUUGUCACCGUUAAGAAUCCAUUAGACGCUUUAUCAACUCUUCGAGUAAAAAAUGGAGCAUUUGACUUGGUUGUCACUGAUCUUUAUAUGCCUGGAAUGACUGGAUUGGAACUACAAAAGCAAGUCAAUGAAGAAUUCAAGAUCCCUGUUAUUAUAAUGUCAUCAGAUGACAAAGAAAGUGUGAUUUUGAAGAGUUUAGAUAGUGGAGCUGCAUUCUAUAUGGUGAAACCAGUGAACCCAGAAGAUCUGAAAAGCGUUUGGCGGUAUGCGGUGGCUUCCAAGAUUGGUCAAGGGGUUGUUAAUGAUCAGGAAAUAGGAAGUGCCGAAGGGGAAACUCCAUCAAAUGACAAACUUAUUCUUUGUGGGUUCCUUAAUUCUUCUUCAUCAGUGAACGGAGAGCGUGGCCAAAAAAUGAAAAUGGGGAGAAAAAGGGCAAGGAAUAAAGACGAAGCGGAAGAAGAUGCUCUUGCUCCACCCAAAAAGGCAAAGGUAGUUUGGACAAAUACACUGCAUAAUCGGUUCUUGCAGGCCGUAAGCCAUUUAGGCCUCGAAAAGGCUGUUCCCAAGAAAAUUCUUGAAUUGAUGAACGUGCCAGGGCUAACUAGAGGAAAUGUUGCUAGCCAUUUACAGAAAUACCGGAUGUUCCUGAAGAAGGUAGCAGAGAAGGGGACUUGGACAUCUCGCUGUCUGGCUGAAAGGACCCUUAGGUCAUCGUUUGCCUAUGGAUAUACCUCCAUGUUCAAAAAUCCCCAACAGGAUCAUUCGCCGUUUCUUGGACAACAGCCAUUCAUGAGAACAUCAUUCCAACCCUACGGAGACAAUCUCUGUGAUCUUAGUAGCUCCAGCUUUGGCCUCCCACGCUUUCCUAAUCAGGAAGCUACCAACUCUGUGCCUCAACUCCGCUAUGGACAAUCCAGUUUAGUUGGCAAUCCUACUAGUUUCCAGCAGCGGCCAUUAAUGUUUGCUAACCCAUAUCCUCUUCAUCAGGCAAAUCGCUCAACAUCCAACAGUACUGGAAUGAAUCUGUCCUCGAAUACAAUUACUACUUAUGGCGUCACUAGUGGUACAAGUCCAAUGUUUAUUCACCUGCAACAAAAUCAAGCAAAUCUUCAGAACUAUGCCACCCCAUUCAAAUUUAGCUUAACUGGAAUCGGCUGCCCCAUUUAUUCUUCAGGCACUGGCAGCAUGGCAAUCAUCAAUAAUUCCUAUCCUUCUCUGAAUCACAACAGUAAUUAUUCCGGAAUCCAAUUGACUAGUGAGGCCGAGCUGAUGGGAACAGGAAAAACGCGAUUCAGUGGGAAUGAGUUAUCAAGUAGCUCUAAUAAUGGAGGUAAUGGUUUAAUGAAUUGGACUCCCGACAACAAUAUGAAUAAUGCACCAACAAGGAAUGGGACAAUUGAGGCUUUUGGUGUUCAAGGGGCCGGAUCCUCUUCUACUGGGUUUGGGAGUACGAACCAAUUUUCGCCAACAUUCACUAUAACUAAUCAAGAAAAUGCUUCAGGGCUGUCACCACUGUCUCCGUCAACUUCAGCAAUGCCACCACACUCUCAGCAAGCUUCAGUGCUUCCGCCACAGUCUCAGCAACAUACCAGUACCGGUCUUGGGAAUACCGGAGGAGAAAAUGACUACGCUUUCAAUAACCUGAUGAUCAAUGCUUCUACCUUGGGUAGCAUUUCUGAUAACCAGCAAGAGCUUGGCGAACGUGAUCUUGGUGAACUUCUGUACGGGUCCACCUGUGCAACUCCUUACCAGGAAAAAAAUGUGGAAGGGCUUUUGAAUGUGAACUUACCUGGCUGCCCAUAUUAUGUUGAAAUGAGCUCUCCAGCCUAUGAAUUCCUAAAUACGGAAUUUUCUAGCGCAUGCAGUAUUGCGGACAAAACUCCUUGGAGUGAAGAAUCCUCUGGCCAGCUUCAAGGCAGGGAAGAAACGAUGAAUCCCAAGUUUGGUGGCAAUGUUAAUCCAGUGGAUGACUAUUAUCCAAGCUUUGAGAAGCCACAAUGCAACAAUAGCGAGGAGCCUGCGGAUUCUGCGCUGAAUGGCAUGAAUCUUAACGAAGCAUCAAUAUCAGGAAAUGAGGAUUGGGGGGAGGAUUUCUUGAACUCCCUGAUUGGAAAUGGCCCCUACUGA